Molecule: messenger RNA, 1180 nt
Organism: Engraulis encrasicolus (European anchovy)
Lineage: Eukaryota; Metazoa; Chordata; Actinopteri; Clupeiformes; Engraulidae
Product: protein FAM181A-like
Exons: 1
Coding region: 359-1174 (271 amino acids)
Source: RefSeq, a predicted model, not a curated record
GUAAGGUUGCUGAUUGGUCCAAAAGAAAGCCGCUUAACUACAUGGAGUUAGUCAUUCAACUUGUUCAAGUGCUUAAACUGUUUCAGUGAGAGCCCGGCCAGACAUCUCCAACUUCAAUAGGGGGGUCAUCUUCGAAGAUGAGAGCUCGCUGGAUACUUGGGGCUAUUUUCGUCUUUACAACUGAAUGAAUAGGUUUUACCAUCCUCUUUGUUGCAGGGGAACUUCUACGCCGCGACCCGCGGAGUCUCCCUAUCAGUUGGGUCCACAUACGUAGACCCAUGUGCCUAUUUGAACUGCGGUUACAGUCCAAAAAAGAAAUGGAUUGAAGGCGCGUCAAAGGUGCACGGCUUUCUUCACAAUGGCCAAUGCGGACAGCGAGGUCAGAACGCUGCUGAACUUUGUUAAUUUGGCCUCCAGCGACAUCAAAGCGGCGCUUGACAAAUCGGCGCCCUGCAGGCGCUCCGUGGACCACAGAAAGUACUUGCAGAAACAGCUGAAACGGUUUUCAAAGAGGUACUCCAAGUUGCCUCGCUGCCGGUCAUACAGAGCAACGGAUCUAGGGAUGACUGGAUCGGAACAACACAAGGCUGCAGUGUAUUCUCUGGACAACAUCCACCAGUCAAACCAGAACGCGGAGCCGGUGACAUCAGACCUACCCCGCGACGCAUCAUAUUGCAAGCACGAGGAUACGAAUCUGCUGGUGCCCAUGCGUAAGCGCCAACUUCCAGCUUCUUUUUGGAAAGAGCCUUCGUCAUCUCAGCAAAGUUUUACAUCUCAUUUGGACACUGUUGCUAAACAGACGGAUGUAUUCAUUCCAGUAGACGCGGCACCUGCUGUUCCAGACGGCGUGGUGUCCAACGACGCCAAGUCUUUACGCGCGCCUGUUGACUCCUUGGUGAGCAACAGCACGCAGCGCAAAAUGGACUUACCAUACAGAGGUGCCAACAUGUGUGGAUGUUACUCGCUUCAGUACCACGGGCACAUGUUGCCAAGGCACUUUCUCGUUCCACACACUAGCUUCCUCGACGCUGGGUGUCUUGCGUCAACGGGUAUCGAUCCUCAUCCUCUUGCUCCAAAUAGACUGGAGUACCAGGCUGGCCACGUCGUUGUGAAGCCGAUUCCGACUAAGCCAGCACUCUCGUCAUCAAUGCUGAGUAUGUUUGGAUUCACUUGAGAUGAA